GUCUGACCGGGUUUGUGAGACAUUAAGGCUGUCUGUCUUGAGCUUCACUGGCAGUGUGGGCCUUCGUACCAGGGCUACAGGGGUGCGGCUCUGUUACUUUCGAGUGGGUUGGGCCGUGGGUAUGAGCACUUGUGUGCGCGGGGGGGCCAGGUCGUGGGUGCCCCCACCCUUCCCCCAUCCUCCCCCCUCCCCCACUCCACCCGCGUCGGUCCCCCACCCGCGCUAGUACGUGCGCCUCCGCCGGCAGCUCCUGACUCAUCGGGGGCUCCGGGUCACAUGCGCCCGCUCGGCCCUAUAGGCGCCUCCUCCGCCCGCCGCCCGGGAGCCGCAGCCGCCGCCGCCGCUGCUGCCACUCCCGCUCUCUCCGCGCCGCCGUCGCCGUCGCCACCGCCACCGCCACUACCACUGGCUGAGUCUGCAGUCCAGAGGAGAUCCCAGCCAUCAUGUCCAUAGAGAAGAUCUGGGCCCGGGAGAUCCUGGACUCCCGCGGGAACCCCACAGUGGAGGUGGAUCUCUAUACUGCCAAAGGUCUUUUCAGGGCUGCAGUGCCCAGUGGAGCCUCUACCGGCAUCUAUGAGGCCCUGGAGCUGAGAGAUGGAGACAAACAGCGUUACUUAGGCAAAGGUGUCCUGAAGGCAGUGGACCACAUCAACUCCACCAUCGCGCCAGCCCUCAUCAGCUCAGGUCUCUCUGUGGUGGAGCAAGAGAAACUGGACAACCUGAUGCUGGAGUUGGAUGGGACUGAGAACAAAUCCAAGUUUGGGGCCAAUGCCAUCCUGGGUGUGUCUCUGGCCGUGUGUAAGGCAGGGGCAGCUGAGCGGGAACUGCCCCUGUAUCGCCACAUUGCUCAGCUGGCCGGGAACUCAGACCUCAUCCUGCCUGUGCCGGCCUUCAACGUGAUCAAUGGUGGCUCUCAUGCUGGAAACAAGCUGGCCAUGCAGGAGUUCAUGAUCCUCCCAGUGGGAGCUGAGAGCUUUCGGGAUGCCAUGCGACUGGGUGCAGAGGUCUAUCAUACACUCAAGGGAGUCAUCAAGGACAAAUAUGGCAAGGAUGCCACUAAUGUGGGGGAUGAAGGUGGCUUUGCCCCCAAUAUCCUCGAGAACAGUGAAGCCUUGGAGCUGGUGAAGGAAGCCAUCGACAAGGCUGGCUAUACGGAAAAGAUCGUCAUUGGCAUGGAUGUUGCUGCCUCCGAGUUCCAUCGUGAUGGCAAAUACGACUUGGACUUCAAGUCUCCCGCUGAUCCUUCCCGAUACAUCACUGGGGACCAGCUGGGGACACUCUACCAGGACUUUGUCAGGGACUAUCCUGUGGUCUCCAUUGAGGACCCGUUUGACCAGGAUGACUGGGCUGCCUGGUCCAAGUUCACGGCCAAUGUAGGGAUCCAGAUUGUGGGUGAUGACCUGACAGUGACCAACCCAAAGCGUAUUGAGCGGGCAGUGGAAGAAAAGGCCUGCAACUGUCUGCUGCUCAAGGUCAACCAGAUCGGCUCGGUCACUGAAGCCAUCCAAGCGUGCAAGCUGGCCCAGGAGAAUGGCUGGGGUGUCAUGGUGAGUCAUCGCUCAGGAGAGACGGAGGACACAUUCAUUGCUGACCUGGUGGUGGGGCUGUGCACAGGCCAGAUCAAGACUGGUGCCCCGUGCCGUUCUGAACGUCUGGCUAAGUACAACCAGCUCAUGAGAAUUGAGGAGGAGCUGGGGGAUGAAGCUCGAUUUGCCGGACAUAACUUCCGUAAUCCCAGUGUGCUGUGAUUCCUUUGCUUGCCUGGAGACGUGGAACCUCUGUCUCAUCCUCCUGGAACCUUGCUGUCCUGAUCUGUGAUAGUUCACCCUGUGAGAUCCCCUGAGUCCCAGGGUUUCCAGAACUUCCCUGGUUGACCUGCUCCGGCUGCUCCUUGGCUUACCUGGCCUCUUGCUGCCUCUGCUCACCCUCCUUUCUGAGCCCUAGUCACUGGGGUUCUGCACUUUCCACUUCUUCCUUCCUCUUUCUCUCUUCCCUCAAAAACUAGAAAUGUGAAUGACGGUUAUUAUAAAAGGGGGUCUGUGGAAGAAUGAUCAGCGUCUGUGAUGGGAGUGUCAGGGUUGGUGUGCUGAGGUGUUAGAGAGGGACCAUGUGUCACUUGUGCUUUGCUCUUGUCCCAUGUGUUUUCCACUUUGCAUAUGAGCCAUGAACUGUGCAUAGUGCUGGGGUGGAGGGGAGUGCUGGGCGUGUGAUCAUGCCUGGCUAAUAAGGCUUUAGUGUAUUUAUUUAUUUAUUUAUUUAUUUAUUUAUUUUAUUUGCUUUUCAUUCAUCCCAUUAAUCAUUUCCCCAUAACUCAAUGGCCUAAAACUGGCCUGACUUGAGGGAACGAUGUGUCUGUAUUUCAUGUGGCUGUAGAUCCCAAGAUGACUGGGGUAGGAGGUCUUGCUAGAAUGGGAAGGGUCAUAGAAAGGGCCUUGACAUCAGUUCCUUUGUGUGUACUCACUGAAGCCUGCGUGGGUCCAGAGCGGAGGCUGUGUGCCUGGGGGAGUUUUCCUCUCUACAUCUCUCCCCAACCCUAGGUUCCCUGUUCUUCCUCCAGCUGCACCAGACCAACCUCUCACUCCCCAUGCCACGUUCCACGGUUGCCAGCACCUCUGUGGCACUGAAAUGAGCACCACCAUUAAAGUCUGAAUCAGUGUA
This is a messenger RNA of Cercocebus atys (sooty mangabey), 2658 nucleotides long. It is a transcript of the gene ENO2, whose product is annotated as enolase 2 (gamma, neuronal). Gene Ontology annotation, biological process: glycolytic process. Lineage: Eukaryota; Metazoa; Chordata; Mammalia; Primates; Cercopithecidae. The record is from RefSeq and is a predicted model, not a curated record. Bases 444 to 1748 code for a protein of 434 amino acids. Gene Ontology annotation, molecular function: magnesium ion binding; phosphopyruvate hydratase activity. Gene Ontology annotation, cellular component: phosphopyruvate hydratase complex. The transcript is spliced from 12 exons.